Molecule: messenger RNA, 3917 nt
Organism: Xiphias gladius (swordfish)
Lineage: Eukaryota; Metazoa; Chordata; Actinopteri; Istiophoriformes; Xiphiidae
Product: RAC-beta serine/threonine-protein kinase-like
Exons: 14
Coding region: 241-1482 (413 amino acids)
Biological process (GO): protein phosphorylation
Molecular function (GO): ATP binding; protein serine/threonine kinase activity
Source: RefSeq, a predicted model, not a curated record
AGCGACCCUCUAUCCAUGCCAAGAAGAAGAGAGUACAUGGUGUUUUCCUGGGUGGAUGGCCUACUCUGGAUCUAACCUGUCAAAACUGCAUUGAAACGAGAGCAACGUGGGAUAAAGUUAGUGAAAUGUGCUGUGCGGAUUUGAACCUGUGACUGAGACUUGAACAGGCCCAAAAGAGAAAUCCACUGUUCCCCUCCCUGACCUCCUGUUCCUGACCCUCUCUGAAACACAUCUUUCACCAUGAAUGAAGUUAAUAUAGUCAGAGAGGGCUGGCUCCACAAAAGAGGUGAAUAUAUCAAAACAUGGAGGCCCAGGUAUUUUAUCUUGAAGAGUGAUGGUUCCUUUAUCGGCUACAAGGAGAAACCUGAUCUCAACGACCAGACCUCACCACCACUCAACAACUUUUCAGUGGCAGAAUGCCAGCUAAUGAAGACAGAAAGACCCCGGCCCAAUACAUUUGUCAUCCGUUGCCUACAGUGGACCACUGUUAUUGAACGAACCUUUCAUGUGGACAGCAACGAGGAGAGAGAGGAGUGGAUGCGAGCAAUCCAGUCUGUGGCUAAUAGUCUGAAGAUGCGAGAACAUGAAGAGGAGGAACCAAUGGAUGUGUUCGGCUCACCCAGCGAAAGCAGCCUGGAGGAGAUGGAGGUGGCAAUGUCCAAAAGCCACACAAAAGUGACAAUGAGUGACUUUGAGUACCUGAAGCUGCUUGGCAAAGGGACAUUUGGGAAGGUGAUUCUGGUCAAAGAGAAGUCCACCGGAGUACAUUAUGCCAUGAAAAUACUGCGCAAAGAGGUCAUAAUAGCCAAAGAUGAGGUGGCCCACACAGUUACAGAGAGCAGAGUGUUACAGAACACACGACACCCCUUCCUCACGACAUUGAAAUAUGCUUUCCAAACUCAUGAUCGGCUCUGUUUUGUAAUGGAAUAUGCCAACGGAGGCGAGCUCUUCUUCCACCUGUCACGGGAACGAGUGUUCACAGAAGACCGGGCACGUUUCUACGGUGCUGAGAUUGUGUCAGCGCUCGAAUACCUGCAUUCACGUGACGUUGUUUACCGUGAUCUGAAGCUGGAGAAUCUGAUGCUGGACAAAGAUGGCCACAUCAAAAUCACUGAUUUUGGUCUCUGUAAGGAGGGCAUUACUCCAGACGCAACCAUGAAAACCUUCUGUGGAACUCCUGAAUAUCUAGCUCCUGAGGUAAGGCUGUUGGGGUUAGGUGGAGGUCCCAAUGAUGCCAAAGAAGUAAUGAGUCACAAAUUUUUCAUCACCGUCAACUGGCAGGAUGUGGUACAGAGGAAGCUCACCCCACUCUUCAGACCACAAGUGACAUCAGAGACAGACACCAGGUACUUUGAUGAAGAGUUCACAGCGCAGACCAUCACGCUCACUCCUCCAGACAAGUACAACAGUCUGGACUGUGAGGAUCCCGGCCAGCAAGCACAUUUCCCCCAGUUUUCCUAUUCUGCUAGCAUAAGAGAGUGAUAGCAACUCUGAGAUAGACACACACAGACACACACAUUCGAACACACAAACGCAUACAAAAACACAAGAGGCAUGAACACCUUGGCCACAUCCCUUACAGCUAUAAAGGGACCAGAAACUCCAUCUAUAAUGAGGUUUUGGUCCCGGCAGGAUCUAAGUGCCUCAGCUGGCGGCCAUUUUGUUCGAUUAAAAACCCCCUCCAUGCACACUACAGAUAAAGCCUGGCCACACUGGCUGUACUGUAUCACACUGGACUUCAGUACCUCACGUAGUCAUCAGAACAACAACACAUCAGGACUCUGUCUGUAGCACCUUUGGGAUGGCCUAUAAACAACUGCUGCUGCUUUUCAGACUGUAAACACCAGUAAUUUUUAACGCUCUCCUUUUUAUGGUCUUAUGAGAAGCCAUAUAGUUCCUUCAUGACGUUUCAAAGUGCUCUUCUUUAGAACUAACUGUUACCACUGGUGAUAAGACAGGUUCGCAUAUGGGGGAGGAAGAAGCUUGGCAGUUUGUUGGGUGUUUUUCUGUUAGGUGCAUGUGUGGAUUUUUUUUGUUUGUUUGUUUGUUUGUGUGUGUUUGUUUCUUUUGUUUGUUGUUCAUUUGUUUGGUUUUGUUUUUUUGUUAUGUUUUGGGGUUUUUUUGGGGGGGGGGUGAGAAAAUGGGGGCAUCAAAUUUAAACUGUAUGCAAAUUUAUACAAGAGCAUGCAUCAGGAACAACAGGUGAAUUGAUAACACAUGAUGAUCAAAGUGUCUUCACAGAGAAAACCUUUGACAAAGUGAAACUUGAAGUUGGAAAGAGAGAGAGGCUGUCUUUGUAAAACUUUAUGCAAUGAAAAUAAAUCACUUGUAUAUUAGUUUGCUCUAACCUCAGACAGAUCUAUCAAGUGCGACGCAGCAAUUAAUAGGAAUUGGGAAUACCUUAAUGCACAGGUGUAUAUGUUAUUUAAACAAAGUUCUUUUUUAUUUUUAACACAUUUUUGAUCUUUCUUGAUCAGCAAAAUACACACCAGCCAUGUGAUUUAAGAGGCUAAAUAAGCACUUAGUGAUUUAAAGCAGAUCAAAUUUUUUAUCAGAUGGCCCAUGUUCAUAAUGUAGCUGAAUACUGCCUGGAUUGGUGUACAUGCUUUUUUUUUUUUUAAACACCUCACCAAAUUGUGUCUCUUAUAAAUAUAUAACAAAUAUCAAAAACUGUCAGAUACCAAAUUUAAUCAGAUAGUUUCAAACUUUGGCCAGUUUUAGAUUAUUUAAUUUCAACAACUUUCUUGAGUUUAGACAGCAUAAUUUACAUUUGAGAAAUCGGGAUUUGUCCCCCUUUUUUCUUUUUUCUUUUUUUUUGUUGAAUAAUAAACAAACGUACAAACACUCAAAGUAAGGAAUCACGAGAUCAAAGAGUAUAAUUUUGGUAUCUGUACUGAAACUCAGGUGUUAUAUCGGCACUACUAUUGAAAAAUUUGUAAGUAUAUCCUGCCUUAGCACCAACCUGAUCUUGUAGCACUUUGAAAGUACACGUUCAUAUUUGGAAUGUCAUCCUCACUUGGUAUUCAAAGCUAAUUCUGUAAUAUUUUCAAUUCACUCAUACCUAUGUUAUAUCUUAACUUUGUAGCCUUUGUAAGAACGCCAACUUUCCUCAAAUCGUAACUCACAAUCUUAUACUUAACUUGCUGGAGAUUUUACAAGUUUGAAGUUGGGGCUGACAGUUCACACAUUUUAACGGCCUCCUGGCCAUUGAGUAUUUGUCAUCUUUUUGUAAACUACUAUUCUUACAAUGCUCCAGUGUAUCCAAACUGCUGCUGCUUUUCAGACUUGAAUGUGCCACUAGAUUUGAUUGGACAAGUCUUAGCUGGAGAGCUUAAAAAAAAUCAUCCAGCGAGCUGUGUAUAUCACGAACAUGGUCCAUUGUGAGAUUUUGUGUAUUAGUGCAAUGUGGACUUGCAACGGUGUCUUUUUUUGUUGUUUUUAUUUUCAGCUCUUCCCAUCUAUUAAUAACAACAUUAAAUGGUAACCAGGAGGGGUGCACCAUUGAGAUUUGCAAUACUGGGUUUUAUUACGUACAUGAAAAUGCACCCAACAAUGUGUUGGUGCUACACUUUUGAAUUUCUCGUAAUAAAGAGCUGGUCCAGAAAACCUGCUCAACUUCCCAUUGCUCACGGAGCCUUCUACCACAUAUGUAUGCUGUUUUGAAAAAAUUUCCGUUAUUUUUGUUUUUGUCUUGUUUAUCUUCUAGUUUUACUUCUCAAUGUGCUGUUUUCCAUCAUCCUUCCUCUACCCUGAACCUACUUCACAGUUAGUCUCAAAUUAAGGAAAUUCAUAAUGGUUGAAAGAAAUGUAUGUGUUUUUCAGUUACAUUAUUCUAUUAAACAGUUCAUUUCUAUUUGUUUAUGAAUGUAAUUCUCAAAGACAAUGAUCCAAUACACCUUUUUAACUGUCUUAAUACA